UUUGACAGUUCCCGUUGACGUUUCACACAGUGGAAAAAUUUUUCAUCAUCCCGCAUCGGCAGAGUGAAUUUUUGGAAUCAAUCUAAACGAUUGUUGUGUAACAAACCCGCAAAAUAUGGUUUUUGGCCGCUUUGAGAUACAAAAACUAUAAACGAAUGAUUCAGAAGUACCUGGCUUGCGGCACCACGGAUUAGAAACGCUGAAAUGGCCUACCGUCUGCUAACCACAGCCCGAAAGCUAGAAUCGACUCUGGCUGGCCUUGGACGACAACAUCGCACAGUCAACACGACCGAUUGUGAUCAGAUAAUCCGCAGUUUAAGUUAUCUGCAAUCGAGUAAAAACAAAGUAUGGAAUGAAUUUCUACACAGGAUUCAACUGUUCUGCGAGAAACCUCCCAAGGGAUUCGAGAAGUACUACAAACCGGGAGGCGUAAAGAAAGGAGCUGCUGCUGCAGAAGAAGCACAAGAAGCUUCCAAGGAAGCUAAGCCAACGUCCUCGUCGGCGAAAAACGCUCCCGCAGGUCAGCAGCAGCAGCCACCGAAAAAUGACUGGAACUUGGGUAUGUUCGGUCCACAGCCGGCCCGAGGCAAAGGAGGAAGUAGCGGAUCCGGUGGAAGCGGUGGCAGUGGUCGUCCCAUCGGAGGCGAAGGCGGAGAGAAAGAAAAAAUGAUGGUCUUCGGAGCGUUGGCCGGAGUGGCUCUGAUUUCCGCGAUCGCGUAUUUCGAGAUGGGGUACAAAGAAAUCGCGUGGAAGGAGUUUGUGAAUAACUACCUCGCUCGAGGAAUCGUGGACAAAUUAGAGGUGGUCAACAAGAAGUGGGUUCGCGUCCGAUUAACGGCAGGAAACACCUCUGACUCGGGCACUCUCUGGUUCAACAUUGGCAGCGUGGAUUCCUUCGAGCGCAACCUAGAGAAUGCACAAACCGAUAUGAACAUCGAGCCGGUGAAUUUCGUUCCGGUGAUUUACCGCAGUGAAAUUGAAGCGGCCAGCUUGACCGGCCUUUUGCCAACUCUGUUGAUCAUCGGUUUCCUGAUCUACAUGAUGCGACGGUCAUCGGAAAUGAUGGGCGGUCGUGGAGGGCGUAAAGGUGGUGGUCUUUUCGGUGGAGUCAUGCAGUCCACGGCAAAGCUGAUCAAUGCCAACGAGAUCACCGUUGGAUUCAAAGACGUGGCUGGCUGCGAAGAGGCCAAAAUCGAAAUCAUGGAGUUCGUUAACUUCUUGAAGAAUCCUCAACAGUACAUUGAUUUGGGAGCCAAGAUUCCAAAGGGUGCAAUGUUGACUGGGCCGCCCGGUACCGGUAAAACUCUUCUUGCCAAGGCAACGGCCGGUGAAGCCAACGUACCCUUCAUCACCGUGUCGGGUUCGGAGUUCUUGGAGAUGUUUGUCGGCGUUGGUCCCUCCCGUGUGCGUGACAUGUUUGCAAUGGCUCGAAAGCAUGCUCCUUGUAUAUUAUUCAUCGACGAAAUCGACGCAGUUGGUCGGAAGCGUGGCGGCAAAAGUUUCGGUGGACACUCGGAGCAGGAAAAUACCUUGAAUCAACUGCUGGUCGAAAUGGACGGGUUCAAUACUACGACCAACGUGGUAGUUCUGGCCGCCACUAACCGGGUUGACAUCCUGGAUAAGGCACUUUUGCGCCCAGGGCGAUUCGAUAGACAAAUUUUCGUGCCUGCUCCGGAUAUCAAAGGUCGUGCCAGUAUUUUCAAAGUGCAUUUGGGUCCACUGAAGACUGACUUGAACAAAACGGAUUUGGCGCGUAAAAUGGCUGCUUUGACACCGGGAUUUACGGGUGCGGACAUUGCUAACGUCUGUAAUGAAGCGGCUUUGAUUGCUGCUCGUGACUUGAACGAAUCAAUCAAUUUGAAACACUUUGAACAAGCAAUAGAACGUGUCAUCGCUGGUAUGGAAAAGAAGACCAACGUCCUGUCGCCUGAUGAGAAGCGUACCGUUGCCUAUCAUGAAGCUGGUCACGCCGUAUCCGGAUGGUUCUUAGAGCAUUCAGACCCUCUGCUGAAGGUUUCGAUUAUUCCACGAGGCAAGGGUCUUGGUUAUGCGCAGUACUUACCAAAGGAUCAGUAUCUUCUAACCACCGAACAACUUUUCGAUCGCAUGUGUAUGACUCUGGGAGGACGCGUGUCGGAAGAACUAUUCUUCGGACGGAUCACUACUGGAGCUCAGGAUGACCUCAAGAAAAUCACCGACAGUGCUUAUGCUCAGAUAACUCGCUUCGGAAUGAACAAAAAUGUUGGACAGGUCAGCUUCGAUUCGCAGUCCGGUGAUCCAAUGUUCACCAAACCAUACUCGGAGCAAACGGCUCAGCUGAUCGAUGAAGAAGUGCGAAAGCUAAUUGACAGCGCAUACAAACGGACAACGGAUUUGCUGGAGAAGCAUAAAUCCGAUGUGGAAAAAGUUGCCGAACGAUUGCUGAAGAACGAAAUCCUCAGUCGGGACGAUAUGAUCGAACUGCUCGGAAAGCGACCGUUCCCGGAGAAGUCGACCUACGAGGAGUUUGUCGAAGGCACUGGUUCGUUCGAGGAAGAUACCACACUCCCGGAAGGCUUGUCAAGCUGGAACAAAGAGAAAACGCCCGUAGAGGAAGAAGAUUCGAGCAGUAAAAAGCCAACGGAAACGACGAAAGCGUAGUAAGAAAAAUAUUGUUGUAGGGCUAAUUGAAGCAAACACAAAAGUAUAUUGGUUCCUCUCGAGAUGACUUUAAUAAACUGCAAAUUGUUUGCUGA
Messenger RNA from Aedes aegypti (yellow fever mosquito), 2735 nucleotides. It is a transcript of the gene Afg3l2, whose product is annotated as AFG3-like protein 2. The record is from RefSeq and is a predicted model, not a curated record. Gene Ontology annotation, molecular function: zinc ion binding; ATP hydrolysis activity; metalloendopeptidase activity. The coding region runs from base 205 to 2640 and encodes 811 amino acids. Gene Ontology annotation, biological process: protein-containing complex assembly; mitochondrial protein processing. NCBI's taxonomy places the organism in Eukaryota, Metazoa, Arthropoda, Insecta, Diptera, Culicidae. Gene Ontology annotation, cellular component: m-AAA complex; membrane. The transcript has 6 exons.